Fusarium keratoplasticum is the source of this 1458-nucleotide messenger RNA. RefSeq lists its product as uncharacterized. The coding region runs from base 1 to 1458 and encodes 485 amino acids. Lineage: Eukaryota; Fungi; Ascomycota; Sordariomycetes; Hypocreales; Nectriaceae. Gene Ontology annotation, molecular function: protein binding. The record is from RefSeq and is a predicted model, not a curated record. The transcript has a single exon.
AUGAGGCAGUUUCUACUCCUCUACCGUUUCAACCUCAUCCUUCUCAGUUCAUCCAAGACGCCAUCAACUCUCCCCAAUACGAUCCAGAGUUUCAUCUCCACCGUGACCAUGCCAUCCCCGCUGGAAACCCUCCCAACCGAGGUCAUCGAGUUGAUUGUCAGACUGCUACCACUCAAAGAUAUCCGCAGCCUUCGCCUCGCCUGCAGGACUCUGUCAGACAAAAGCUCCGAAUCUCAUUUCAAGACAUUCUUCUACACGCAGCAUGUCGUAAUGACAGCCGAUGCCUUGCGAGAACUCACAGUUAAUGUCCAGGCGGGAGGCUUCCGCUCUUGCGUACGAAGGCUAUGCCUCGUUGGCGUAGCCGACAAGGAGGCUGAGAGAACCCAGACAUCUAAGCUCGACCCACGCCAAGAGGAGAUGACUAGCCUGCUUACACAAACAUAUAAUGGGCUUGCCAAACACCACAGCGUCGACAGCCUCCUAUCGCUCUCGCUAGAACUAAGGGUCGUCAAGAACGACCUGCCUAACAACGUCCUGCGCGCUACAACACACCUCGCAAAAUCAAGGACCGUGUGGCAAUGCGCAAUUGACGUAUUCGACCAGUCGUUACGAGCACUGGCCGCCAGUACUUUGAAACUCAAACAUCUCAAUAUCUUCAACGGCCCAAACAUGGAAAACUGCAGCCUGCCCUCCGAACAGCUUAGCAUGAUCAACUGGAGUGACCCAGGUCUGGCUGACUCCCUGUCCACUCUUACAUCUCUAUCAGUCAAUAUCUCCACCCCCAUCUUCUUGUGCAAAACCCUCAGAGACCCGUCAGGGGACGGCCUGGUAGGAAGGAGCCUUGGCGGAAUCGAAGCAGCCCAGGAGGAGCGCAACUUUGGCGGCCUUGCAAAAGUCUUGGCGGCAUGUCCCCGACUUGAGGACCUGGAUCUGAGAUACCAUAGAAUCAUCACUCAGCCCCUAUACCACGACUGGGAGGUUCUACAGCGCGUGGCAGGGUUGCAGACACUGCCUGUUCUGAACCGCCUGAGUAUCAGCGGCUUUACCGCCAAAUCGCCCGACCUCCUCAAUAUACUCGAAAGAACUAAACCCCGGGAACUAUGCCUGGGGCCGAUAGCCCUCGAGACGGGGACCUUCCAUUCCAUCUUCGACUACUGCUCUAGCAGGGGAGCCAACAUCUUCAAGGCGUCGUUUGAGCGGCUGGUUCAGAUGUCCCACCAGGAUGGCGCGGGAGUGGUUCAUUUUGUCAGCCAGUGUCCGAAGGUGCCCGUGGUGCGGAACCGGUCGCCGAGUUCCGCGUUCCAGGCUCCAUUUUGCAGCGAGUUUGCAGAGUUUGAGCAUCUCGACCAGGGUGCUCGCAUCUCUUGUCAUCUUGAUCGGUCAGGGUUCAUCGGGAUGCCGCAGUAUGGAGGGUGUCCGCCAUCGAGGAGACAGGAUCAUCUGAAUAAUUUUUUCUAA